AUGCCUCGGAACGCGAAGCGUGAGGGUCGUGCGCCUCGUGAAAGGAGUUUUGCUGGUGAGGCGAAUGAAGCAGGCUUGUGCAUAACCGAUUUGCACCAGGCUUGGGACUCCACUUGUGAUGUGCGGCAAAGGUUGCGCGAGGGACAGGGGUUGAUGCACCCGAACAGUGGACUCCAAUGCGACAAUGCCGUGUGUGUGCUGAACUCCGGCCUGCUGCUUCCACUUUUGCAUCGCAUGAGUGAAAGCUCGGAAAGAAAGCUUCCAUCGGUGGGAGAUCUUCGGUCUGAGAUGACGAAGGUUUUCGCUAUCAACAAGCGCGUCGGAGCCGACGUGCAAUCAUGUGUUGCCGCCGAGGCGAUACACGUUCGUAAGCUGUUGUCUUUCAUCAAAGCAAAGGUUCGACGGGAGGAAGCGGAGAAGCCGGUGCUGACGAGACGGGAUCAGUUGGUCUUGCGGAGCAGGGUGAAGGGCAGCAAGAAACGGGGACCGAAACGAGGAUCCAAAAAGAGCCAGGGCAAGGGCAUCAAGAGGGGCAAAUCCUUGCCCUUGUCCCCAUCCAAGCGGAGGAGGAAAAUCCUUCGAGAGGUCGCCGAGGACCGCGACGAGGACCAUGAGCCCGAGGGUGAGCAUGAGGUCGAGGCCACGGAGAAAGAGGGAACGAAAAAGCUUUCGCCCCAGAAGGAAAUCAUCAUGAAGCCUGCGGAGCUGUGCAUGUUUGAGGCUCUGGAUUGGUACUUCGGAGUUAAGGAUCCUGCAGGGCUGAAGGAGAUCAUUGUCACUUUCGCAAAAAAGUGGGCUUCCUGUGCCGAUGAUAAGAAAGGCAAGCAUGAGCUCAAGGGUGCUUUGGAUGAGAUUUGGUACUGCGGCUACAACAUGUACUGGAACAGGCCUGCAGCCGGUGUCCUACACAAGGAGACUGGAAAGGAGCUCGCUUACUUUUCCAUCCCGGCUACCCGAAGCGAGAACUGCUCAUGGGGGCAAAAGAUGGCUGUGGUAGCGAAAGCUGCCAACAUGUUCGCCUCUUAUGCGGAUUCCUUGAUCUACGAUGGCUACGUCGAUUCUACAAAACCGGACACCUCGAAGGACCUGGUUAUCAUGAGAAACAUUUUCAAGUCUGUUGUUGAGGGCUCCGUGAAAAAGCUUGCGGAGUCUGGCUAG
Molecule: messenger RNA, 1158 nt
Organism: Symbiodinium sp. CCMP2592
Lineage: Eukaryota; Dinophyceae; Suessiales; Symbiodiniaceae
Source: the annotation of a GenBank genome assembly